AUACUAAUAUUAGAGGAUAUAUUUUUGUACAUCCUACCAUGCUGACACGAAAGAGAUGAAAACGAUGGCUUGUUGAAGCUUGCAGCUAAAAACUAACCACAAACUCGAAGAAUUUCAGGAUCAAAUCAAUACAAAACAAAAACCAUGGCCGGAAAGUUGAACUGUGUGAUCGUUUCCGUCGACGGCAGUGAAGAGAGCAUGAACGCCUUGAAUUGGACUCUAGACAACAUUAAGCUCAAACCCCAUGAUCCCGAUUCUCAAGAAUCACAAGGGUCCAUUGUGAUUCUCCAUGUUCAAUCUCCGCCGUCUAUCGCUGCUGGUCUUAACCCUGGAGCUAUCCCCUUUGGUGGCCCCAGUGAUAUUGAGGUGCCUGCGUUUACUGCUGCAAUUGAGGCACAUCAAAAGCGGAUCACACAGGCCAUUUUAGACCAUGCUCUUGAGAUUUGUGCUAAUAAAAAUGCAAACGUUAAGACCCAAGUAGUUAUUGGGGAUCCAAAGGAGAAAAUUUGUGAUGCUGUUGAAGAAAUGAAUGCUGAUUUGCUAGUGAUGGGUUCCCGUGCUUUUGGCCCCAUUAAAAGGAUGUUUCUGGGGAGUGUAAGCAACUACUGCACAAACCAUGCACAGUGUCCAGUAAUUAUUGUUAAGGCCACUCCUUAAUGCGAAUAUUCCAGGGUUCGGUGCUAUAUACCGUCUUCUUUGGAUGAUCAGCCUUAAGCUGUAGUUAUGGGUUGCUCAUGAGAUGCAUGGAAUGUGUUUGUUCAAACAAGAUAAUAGUCGUCGUAUAGUGGAAUAAGCUUGACUGGCUGUCUCUAUGCUGUAGAUCAUGUGUGUUUUGCAUUAAUUUAUAGAGGUGGAUUGGAUCUUGGUUUGUGUAUUUCCACAUGUGCUGUUUACAAUAUGCAGAUUUACAUCAUGUGAGAGUGCAAGAACUUUCUGUGAAGAUGUGAAGGGUGUCA
Molecule: messenger RNA, 956 nt
Organism: Solanum verrucosum
Lineage: Eukaryota; Viridiplantae; Streptophyta; Magnoliopsida; Solanales; Solanaceae
Product: universal stress protein PHOS34
Exons: 6
Coding region: 145-657 (170 amino acids)
Source: RefSeq, a predicted model, not a curated record